This is a messenger RNA of Neohortaea acidophila, 2044 nucleotides long. RefSeq lists its product as uncharacterized. The transcript is spliced from 2 exons. Gene Ontology annotation, molecular function: phosphatidylinositol binding. Gene Ontology annotation, biological process: cytoplasm to vacuole targeting by the Cvt pathway; autophagy. Bases 299 to 1630 code for a protein of 443 amino acids. The record is from RefSeq and is a predicted model, not a curated record. Gene Ontology annotation, cellular component: phagophore assembly site. NCBI's taxonomy places the organism in Eukaryota, Fungi, Ascomycota, Dothideomycetes, Mycosphaerellales, Teratosphaeriaceae.
CCUACAAUCAACGUCGCCAUACACAAGAGCACUCUGCUGAACCCAAGCCCUUCGCCGCCGUCCUCGUGCUGGUUCGGUGCCUCCACAUCCAAGGUACGGGCGAGGCCCUUCUGGCUGCCUACAACCUCCCGCGAGCUUGCGUCAGCCACAGACUGGAUCCAACGAUUCACGAUCUGGAACCGCAGUGCAGUCGUGUACGCAAGUCAAAGAGGCGGGAAUCAGAAUCGGUGGGCCUACAAAACAUUCAAACGUCCAAUCCGAUCUACCUGUCGAAGUUGCUUCGUUCGGCUGCGGCGAGAUGGACGCCAGCAGCGGCAAUGACUACGGCGACUCGGACUGGCAACAGGCCGGUCACGAUGCAGAUGCCCAAGACCUAGCCGGCCCUGGCGCUCACGGCUAUCUAGUAUGCAGAGUGGAGAAGCCGCAGAAAGAGGCAGAGGGCACGCAGAAUGCCUACAUCUCCUAUUUGGUCACCACCGACACCGACUUCAAAUCCUUCCAAUCUUCCCACUCAAGCGUACGCCGCCGCUUCACCGACUUUGUCUUCCUCUCCAAAGCCCUCCAGCGAGAAUAUCCUCAAUGCGCAGUCGCGCCUCUGCCCGACAAACAUAACAUGUCAUAUGUGCGAGGCGACCGUUUCGGGCAGGAAUUUACAUCGCGGAGAGGACACUCCUUAGAUCGCUUCCUCAAGCGAUUAACGCUGCACCCUGUGCUCCGAAGGGCUGUCAUCCUCACCCUUUUCCUCGAAAGCUCCGACUGGAACGCUACCAUGCGGAGUCGGCCGCAGCGCGGAAUGAGCGGGAGCGAGAGCGGAAGUGGCUCGGUGUUGGAGACCUGGACGGAUAGCUUCCUGAACGCUUUCACCAAACCCCAUAAAACGGACAAACGCUUUGCGGAUGUCAAUGAUCGCGCUACCAAACUGGACGAUGAUCUCGGAACGGUGUCUAAAACGGUGGCCCGAGUAGCAAAGCGCGAGGCAGAUCUUGAGGCCGACUACGCAGAUCUUGCAGCUCAAUUCCAGAAGCUGGCGACCUUGGAGCCUGGCGUACAAGAUGAAUUGAUCAAAUUCGCGACAAGUGUGCAGAGUACAAGUGAGGGAUGGAAGGGCCUGAAGGAGCAUACCGACCAGGACUACCUCGGCAGUUUGAAGGACAUGGAAAGCUACAUCAAUGCGAUUAAAGCUCUGCUCAAGACUCGGGAGCAGAAGCAGCUGGACUUUGAAGGCCUGACAGAAUAUUUGAACAAAGCAGCCUACGAGCGUGACACCCUCGCUUCCGCGCACGGCCAGUCGGGACUCGGCGCAUCCGGCUUCUUGCGGCAAAAGAUUGAGGAUGUUCGAGGCGUCGACCACGAGCAGAGUCGGCGAGAGCGGCAGCGCAAGCUCGAAGUGCAGAUUGAGCGUUUGCAGAGUGAGGUGGAAAGCUCCAAGAAAAUGAGCGAGGCCUUCGACGAAGAGGUCGUGAAGGAGGUCCGCGAUUUUGAGCGCAUCAAGGCGGUCGAAUUUAGAGAUACACUGAGUGGGUUUGCCGAUGCACAUAUUGACUUUUUCAAGGGCAACAUCGACAUCUGGGAGCAGUUUGUGAAGGAGAUGGAGCAGAUGGAGGAUCGGGAGAGCAAAGCAGACCGGUGACAGCCGUGCUGUGAUCAGCAAGAGGUGCGCAUUGGCGUCCUGCACCUCCGCUUACUACCUAUAGAAUAAUGUAAUUCCUCGAUCAAGUGAUGUCGCCGCCCUGGGAUCCAUCUCAUCGAUGUGCUUAGAGCGAGAAGAUACACAGUAUGACUUCGCUGGGCCUUCCCUGACUGGGUGAAUACCUACGAACAGCGGGCGUCCUAAUGCGAACUUACCACAGCUGUUUGAUGUUGACAAUUUGGCAGAGGGUCAAGGACAAUACUGGAUAAAAGUGAGACCGGAGCACAUGACUGUCGUCAUGAGGGUGCGACGCGACUGCCACAUGCAUGAAAAAUACACUGGCGAGGCUCGCGGAACUCGUCGGAAGUGAUCGGCGAUGGACGCCCAUCUUCGCCAACCCGCCCGACUUCCGAG